Messenger RNA from Rhopilema esculentum, 2719 nucleotides. NCBI's taxonomy places the organism in Eukaryota, Metazoa, Cnidaria, Scyphozoa, Rhizostomeae, Rhizostomatidae. The record is from RefSeq and is a predicted model, not a curated record.
UGAGGACUUUGAGGUAGACCUGAUCUACAGAGGUCCUUCUAGGUCGUACUGGUCAUCAAAAUAAAAGAAAUUUAAGACUUUGACUCCGGUACAUUAACUCCUUGUUCAGCAGAGAAUGCGUGCAGCGUUACAGAUAUUGCUCCUAAGAAUAACAGACACUCACUAGCAUCUUUGAUACUAGAAGAAAGGAGCAUACUUGAUUGUUGCCUACUGAUUUGUAAGGAAAGAAAAAUUGCAAAGAUUGUAUGGCGUUCUCCAAAGUACUGAUUAUUCUGUCUUGUGGCUUCAGCAACAAUGACAUCCAUGGACACGAAGCCAAUAUCCAGGAACUGAAAACAAACACUAUUUUACUGUUUUCCUCAUGACAUAUUGUCUUUAUUUCAUAAGAGAGCUAAUCUAUGAUUUAAAGUCACGUCCAAAGAAAUAUGAAUUUUUGUGGGCCAAAAUCUAGACUAAUUAAAUCCUUAGAAAUGGGUUUCGCUUAGGGUGUACCCAACAAAACAACAGGGUUUUGUGUACUGUCGCACAAAUCGCUUUCUCCAAAUUCCUUAGCAGUCUCAACAUGACUUUUUAGCCUUGUUUUGUGCUUAUUGGCUGAUUUGAUUGUCAAACCAGAGGCCCGAACCAAGAGGGAUUGUGACAGCGCCUACGGCUAUCGGGACAAAUGGAUGCAAUAGUAGCCCUUGAGUUCUACUGACUUUGGAUUUAAAGCAGUGGUCAGUACACAACGCAACGAUAUUAAUCAAAACACAGCCCAAAGACAACUCACUGAACAAAGCUGCAAUGCCUUCGCACAGAAUAAAGUUUCUGCUUAAAGCACUUGUGCUCCUGCUACUGUUUGUCUGUGGGAGUCAGUCAUUAUUGAUGAACACACAGAAAAACUUUGAAACCUGCCUAGCCACGGGCCUGGAUAUCCUGCGUGAAACAAGAAAUAUUCAACGAUUCAGAGCCACUUUUGAUCUUGAAACGCGCAAAGUCUACUACAAAGUAAAUUUUUGCAAGAAUUUUUCCAUGUGCUUUGCUUCUACAAUUGAUCAAAAAAAAGUAAACGAGGAUGUGGUGAACAAAAUUGAAUCGUGGGCAAAGAUCAUCCGAGUUAUACAGGGCAAAAGGAAUUUCACGCCAUAUAUCAAAGAUACCCAUUCAAAAGAAUUUGGUGGUCCAAGGGACUACUACAACUGCACCAAACAAUUCUAUAUUAUAACUCACAAACCAACUCAAGCAGAGAUACGGAAAGUAACCAAAAAUAUUCCAUCGAAAAACUGUCUAAGCAACCAGUUAUGUAGCCGAACUUGCUUGCACAAAACCGAGAAGCGAAACCGUUGUCACGAAGUGCGUAUUAUAUGCAACUUCAAAUGCUCUGCCAAAAAACGCAAAGGGCGAGAUGUUUUUGGAUUAGUCGCACCGAGGAGCAGAAUAAAAGCCAGGCAGACUCCGGAGGGAUUCUAUCUUACUUGAAUGCGCAACGCUCAAUGUGCCUUGGUCGACAAUGGGGCGAAACCUAAGAGGACGUUCGCAGUUCUAGCUCGACUUGAAUGCACUAGAGUUAAAGACAUCUUUUGCCUUGUUGGUCGCAAUAGUCUGUAUAGAUUUGAAUUAGCGAGAGACAGUGACAACCCAACGAUAAUAGGCUAGUAUUGAGAAUCAUGCAACUUUUAGAACUCAAUAUCAGUGUGAUGUAGAAUCAGUGUUGCAGAUAGCAUUUAGGCCGCCGAAAGGGGCGUGUUUGCUUAUAUUACAAUCUAGUUUUCUUUGACAGACCCCUCUUGCUCCCGACAUACAAUCGUUAUCUUCUUUUGAACAAUUUUUUAGGCUCUUCUUUUGCAAAUUAGGGAUGUAAAAGACAUUUAUGCGUGAGCACUUGAUACAAACUUUGGCAAAAAAUUUAUAUUAUGUUUUUAAAGUUGACACUUUUGUUGGAGACGUGAGUAGGUUAAAAAAGGGAAAAAAGACUGAAAAACUGUUCCUCCAUAUUCUGUUUUACUUUUCAAAUUGCAUUUAAGGGAAGAAUCUAGGUCUCUUCUGUAACCAAACCAGAAACAGCGUCGCAAUGUUCAAGAUUGUCUCAUCAUUGCUUGGUCUAGCUCACAUCUGUUCCAAGCAAAUUGAAUAAUCAACAACGUGAGUGAGUCAACAAAUUUCCCUUUCAAAAUCGUAACUGAAAAAAAUCAAGCCAUGACUGCCCCGAGCUUCCCCUAUUGCAAAUCAUAAGCCAUCGAACUAACCCUCCACCACCAUCCAAACCCCAUAUUAACCCAGCUAUUCUAUGCAAUAUACGAUGUAAUCGUCCAGUGAAUCUUAUUUGACGUAACAGCAUAGUCUAUGAGUACCUUCAGAUAUUAACCAGCUUUUAGGCCUAAAAUUUCGAAGGACAUAAAACAGGACAACGUCAUAAUAUUCCGUAUUCCAAGGGAUCUUUUUUAACGAGAGAAUAAACAUGCUAGUCAACGCAUGCGCAUAACAAUAGAGAGCACUUGGUUUUCCCCUUUCCAAUAAUGACAGUUAAACGAAAAAUUACACGAAACUGCCAACAAAUUCUAGCAUGAAGUUUUGUCCUACAUUACUUUUUAGUCAAAGGUAGAAAUUUGGUGAGUAAAAAUAUGACAGUGGUUGGUUACACCAUAGAAAUUAGAUGUCGGUUGUAGAUCAUUGUAGAGAACUUGUAAGUGAGGGUGCAAAAUUUUUUUCACCUUCUUCAUACAUUUUAAAAUGAGAAAAA